Striga asiatica is the source of this 713-nucleotide messenger RNA. NCBI's taxonomy places the organism in Eukaryota, Viridiplantae, Streptophyta, Magnoliopsida, Lamiales, Orobanchaceae. The record is from the annotation of a GenBank genome assembly.
UGUUUAAUUAUCAUCACUGCAAAACAUCCUCCGCCUUGAUUUUAUGUUCAAUCAUGUGGGGUUUAUCAUUGCCAAAAACGAAGGAAGAACAUUUUCGCUAUAUACGAGAAGGAUUUUCGAACAAAUGACUUCCAGCAGCUGAGGAGUCUUUUUGUUCAAUCCUUCUAAAUUACAUCCAGUCAGAAGGGUUAAACUGCGGGUUUGACAUAUAUAUGGCGUUUGAUAGAAUACACAGAAGUUGUUUGGGUGAAAUUGGACAUAAUUUGACUUUGGCCGAAUGCUAUACCACAUUCAUGGUAUUGAAAGAAAGGUAUCGAACAUUUAAAUAUUUUAUAGAUUACCCAUUGGGUGUUUUCAACAUACACGCAAAGACCGUCUAUCUUGACGAGGACGAUCGUGAGGAAGCAUUUGAGUUUUGGCCAUUAGCAAACCAUUAUUGUAGCAACAAUCCUGAACCUUUAUGGGAAACCUUGAAGAUAAUUUUCGAACCACUAGGCCUUGACCCAUAUCCUGGUGAAAUGCGGGCGAGAGAUGAACGUAACCUUCGCAAACUUGACCAAGUUGUUCGUGACUACUGGGCCGAAGAAAGACGUAUGGCAGCACAACGAAGAAGGAGAGGAAAUUGAGAUUGUUGUCGCGUAUGCACUUUUUAGAUAAAUGAUUUUUCUUUCAUUUCAGAACAUUUUUUUGUAAUCUACAUUGCUAUUUGAUAU